AUGAUUUUCAGUGCGUUGCGAAAACUGAAAUCACAUCCUACUUUUCACGCAAUUCUUCGACGCACUUACUGUGACCAUAGAACAUUUCCAUUACAACCAUCACGAUUCCAAUGGAUAAAAUUCAAGGAUCUCAUGUAUUUCUACAUUGGGAUAGGGGUCAUUCCAUUGACUAUCAUAACCUUUGUGACUAACGUCUUCGUGGGCCCGGCGACCUUAAGUGAUAUUCCCGAAGAUUACACCCCGAAAUAUUGGGAAUACUACAGGAAUCCAAUUACAAGAGUCAUAGCCAGAUACAUCUUGAGCGACCCCCAGCAGGAGUACGAGAAGUAUCUACAUUGUAUGUUUGAGGAAAGCGAAAGAGCGGCUCUGUUGAAAAUCGAGGAAAUGAUUAAGAACAGGAUGGAGAAGAAAUGCGACUAUCAAGCCUACUACUAUCGGCAGGUACUAGCAAAGUAUUACAGGAUUCAGAGGUACAACGCCGAACAUUUGAAAGAAACCCGAGGGGAUUGA
This is a messenger RNA of Nicrophorus vespilloides, 510 nucleotides long. Its product is annotated as NADH dehydrogenase [ubiquinone] 1 beta subcomplex subunit 5, mitochondrial-like. Bases 1 to 510 code for a protein of 169 amino acids. Lineage: Eukaryota; Metazoa; Arthropoda; Insecta; Coleoptera; Silphidae. The record is from RefSeq and is a predicted model, not a curated record. The transcript has a single exon.